Molecule: messenger RNA, 1011 nt
Organism: Hyaloscypha bicolor E
Lineage: Eukaryota; Fungi; Ascomycota; Leotiomycetes; Helotiales; Hyaloscyphaceae
Product: glycoside hydrolase family 45 protein
Exons: 2
Coding region: 1-1011 (336 amino acids)
Biological process (GO): carbohydrate metabolic process
Molecular function (GO): cellulase activity
Source: RefSeq, a predicted model, not a curated record
AUGCAAUUCUCAACCAAGACCCUCCUCGCCCUCCUCCCCUACUUCCUCCAGGCAAACGCGGGGGCAAGCGGGACAGGCACCACGACCCGCUAUUGGGACUGCUGUAAGCCCAGCUGCGCCUGGCCUGGAAAAUUCAACCUUGCCGCUGGAUCCAACCCGGUACAAAUGUGCGAUAUCAAGGACCAACCUCUUCUGGACUCAAACGCUGCCUCUGGCUGCGCUGGUGGACCGGCCUAUCAAUGCUCCAACGAGUCACCAUGGGCUGUCGAUGACAACCUUGCCUACGGCUACGCAGCAGUGAACAUCGCGGGAGGAUCAGAAGCAAGCUGGUGCUGUGCUUGCUAUGAGUUGACCUUCACCAGCGGAGCUGUUGCUGGACAGAAAAUGAUUGUGCAAGCUACCAACACGGGUUCAGAUUUGUCUGGGAACCAGUUUGAUAUCAGCAUCCCAGGUGGUGGCGUUGGCAUUUUCAAUGGUUGCACAAACAUGUUUGGAGCCCCAAGUUCUGGUUGGGGUGCGCAAUAUGGUGGUAUUGCGUCGAGAUCCUCUUGUGAUAGCUUCCCGGCUGCUCUCAAAGACGGCUGCUACUGGCGAUACGACUGGUUCAAGGGAGCUGACAACCCAAGUGUAUCAUUCAAACAAGUAGCUUGUCCAGCAGCUCUUACCGCCAAAACCGGUUGUGCGAGAGCUGAUGAUUCAGGAGCACCAGCGGCGGACUCACCAGCAGCCAACGCCCCUGCCCCUGCAACUUCAUCGCCUGUUGCUGUCACCCCUUCAUACCCAGUUGUAUCCUCACCUGCCGCUCAACUAACGACCACUUCAACACCAACACCUGCUGCGUCUACCUCUUCUUCCACAUCUACACCCGCCGUCUCCCCAGGAAUUUUCCUUCAACCUUCACCCUCCUCGAAUAUCACUACUCCAGCUCCAAGUCCAAGUCCCGUGGCCACAUAUUCUGCUGCACCUGAAGUUGUAACCGUGACUAUUGAGGGAUGUGAAGCACAGUAUUGA